Messenger RNA from Asterias rubens (European starfish), 6433 nucleotides. Its product is annotated as inverted formin-2-like. Bases 213 to 5414 code for a protein of 1733 amino acids. Gene Ontology annotation, biological process: actin cytoskeleton organization. Gene Ontology annotation, molecular function: small GTPase binding; actin binding. NCBI's taxonomy places the organism in Eukaryota, Metazoa, Echinodermata, Asteroidea, Forcipulatida, Asteriidae. The record is from RefSeq and is a predicted model, not a curated record. The transcript is spliced from 19 exons.
CUUCGCAUGUGUGUGUAUGGGAUUUAAUGUACACACUAUUUCUAAACGCACGACGUUGACUGACAAGAUUUCCACACCGAAGGGACACCUUGCACUGGAAAUAUCUCGCCUUUUCAGGAAUCAAAGCUAUGUACAACUCCUGAUAGUCAUGUGUGGUUGUCGUAGUUCGACCUCCUCUUGAUUAUUAAGGAACAACCUGUUCCAUAGUCACCAUGUUCAAGAAGCUAGCCCAGCGAGUGAGCAAAGCCAACAGGCCAGAGGAGCUUGACCUCUUAGAUCAUGGAGGCAACUUGGAGAAUAGCGAGCCGGAGCUCUGCAUCCGGCUCCUUCAGCUCCCGACCCUUCAUAACUACACCGGUCUGAAGAAGCGCAUAAUGAACGGCGACAGGGAAUGGCUGCAGCGUUUCCUGGAGUUGGAUGGCCUGGACGUCCUCUUGGAGUCCGUUGUGAGAUUAUCCAGCAGGGGGAUGAACCUGGCCUAUGCAUAUCUUCAGAUCGAGGUGGUGAAUUGUAUCAAGGCGGUUAUGAAUUCCAAGGCGGGACUGGAGUACAUCUGUGAGAAUGAGGAGUACACACGCAAACUGGCUGAAUCUCUCGACACCAACAACACUCUUGUCAAAAAGGCUGUAUUUGAGCUCCUAUCCGCACUGUGCUUAUACAAUGACUUGGGACACACGCUUGCCAUUGACGCCCUGGAAAAUUAUAAGGUGUCUAAGAACCAGCGUUAUCGCUUCAGUCUUAUUAUUAAUGAGCUACGCAAUGCUGAGAUUAUUCCCUACAAGAUUUGUCUUUUAUCCUUCAUCAAUUGUAUCAUAAUGAGCACCGAGGAGUUUGAGGCGAGAGUACGUCUCCGUAAUGAGUUCAUUGGACUACAACUUCUGGAUAUUCUAUCGCAAUUCAGACUCGAAGCCGCAAGGCAAGAUGACUAUGACGAUGGAGAUCUUACAAUUCAGCUCAACGUCUUUGAUGAGAAGAAGUUAGAAGAUGAUGAGGAAAUCCAAACCUACUUCCCUGAUGAUGGCGUUGAUCUUAAUAGCCCUAUGGAUGUCUUUGAUGCCAUUUUCAAAAAGGUGUCUAGCACCCCAAAUUCUGCACCUUUGUUGUCACUCCUUCACACCCUCCUGCAGUUUGAACCUGAUGAUCCUUCCUCUGAUAUACUUUGGGAUAUGUCCGAUAAUCUGGUCGGCCAACUUUUGGUCUUGGAUCAACCAGAGGAUGUCAAGGAGAUCUUGAAAUGCGGACUUUCAGAAGUAGUCAAACUUGUUCGACGGAAAGACAUGAAUGCAGCCCUUCCGGUUGUGAAGGUAGAGAAGAAAGUCGCCAUGGUGCAUGUUGAAGUUCAGACUGAUGAACAAGAAGUUCUGGUUAAACCGGGACAUCACAUUGGUAGCACGGUGAAAGAGGCAGUCGUUAUGCAAAGAGAAAUGGGAAAUGGAGAUGGGACGAGUGUAGAUACUGGGAUGAGUGGUGGUAUUGGAGCACCUCCACCUCCUCCUCUCCCACCUCUUCUCUCAGGGGCUGGAAGUGUUCCUCCCCCACCCCCUCUUCCAGGCAUGAGUGGGGCUCCCCCACCACCCCCACUACCAGGAAUGGGCGGUGCACCUCCUCCUCCUCCCCCACUUCCAGGCAUGGGCGGGGCACCUCCACCACCCCCUCUGCCCGGUAUGGGCGGGGCACCUCCACCACCACCGCUCCCUGGCAUGGGCGGGGCACCUCCCCCACCACCGCUCCCUGGCAUGGGCGGGGUGCCUCCCCCACCACCGCUCCCUGGCAUGGGCGGGGCACCUCCACCACCACCUCUACCAGGCAUGGGCGGGGCGCCUCCACCACCCCCAUUGCCAGGAAUGGGCGGGGCUCCUGCCCCACCACCCCUCCCUGGCAUGGGUGGACCACCCCCACCUCCACCCCCAGGGGGUUUUGUACGAGCUGCAUCACUCCCCGUCCAGUAUGGAACCCCACCUCCAACAGCACCGAAGCCGAAGGUCAAGCUAAAGAUCCUCAACUGGUCUAAGAUUCCUCAGAACAGAGUGAUGACCCCACCCAAUGUAUCUGGAGUGAGGAGAUCUAUGUCCUUGCCCAAGAAGAACAUCUGGCGUUGUAUCAGUGAGAAUCCAGAGCAGCAGAGCGUACUAUCACCGGAAUAUCAAACUAUUGAAGAUUUGUUUAGUCAGAAGACCAAGAAAGCACCAGACGCUAAUCAACCAAAAGCCAAGAAAAAAGAACCCACGGAGAUCAACCUUUUGGAUGGUAAGAGAAGCUUAAAUGUGAACAUCUUCUUGAAACAGUUCCGUAUGCCGAAUGAUAAGAUCAUUGAACUCAUCCAGAAAGGAGAUCCACAGGAAUUUGGAGGAGCGGAGAGAUUAAAGGGAUUAAUGAGAGUCAUACCGGAAAAAGAUGAGAUUGAAAUGCUGAAAAACUUUGAUGGCGACAAAGCUAAGCUGGGAUCUGCAGAGACAUUCUAUCUUCUGCUGUCAAGUAUUCCAAACUACCAGCUUCGCAUUGAAGGCAUGCUCUUGAAGGAAGAAUUCACAGCCAAUGUAGCAUACUUGAAGCCUGCACUUGCAACCCUACAGAAAGCUAGCAAUGAUAUCCUGAACAGCAAAACUUUGGAGGAAUUCUUGACAUUGAUUCUAUUGACAGGAAACUUUAUGAAUUCGGGUGGUUUUGCUGGUAAUGCAGCGGGAUUCAAGAUUGCUUCCUUGAUGAAGCUGAUUGAUACUAAAGCCAACAAGCCUCGUAUGAAUCUAAUGCACUACAUCGUGGAUGUAGCUGAGCAGAAGAACAAGACGAUGUUAUCAUUUCCCAGUGAGAUGAAAUACCUCAAUGAAGCAUCAAGAUUAUCUGUGGACUAUCUGACUGGAGAGAUCAAUAUGCUGAAUAGAAGUCUGGAUAAAAUGCAGAAACAACAAAAAAAAGCAGUCAAACAAGUCCAGGAACAACUCCAAAGUUUUCUUGAGGAUGCCAAGAAGCAAGUUGAAGACUUGAAGGAAGAUCUUGAGACCAUCAACAAGUUAGCGGAAGAACUUGCCAUCUACUUCGUUGAAGACAUCAGUAAAUUCAAGCUGGAUGAGUUCCUACAGAUCUUCAAGACGUUUGCGGAGAGAAUUAAAUCUUCACUGGAGGAGAAUGAGAAGCGCCGCAUCCUUGAGAAAAAGACCGAGCAGAGACGGAUCCAGAAAGAGGAAGCAGAGAAGAAAAGAGCAGCUGGAGGCGGCAGUGGGAGGAAGGUUGGAGCCCCACCCCCAAUAGAGGAAGAUGGUUGUAUUGUGGAUAACCUACUUAAAGAUAUCAGAAAGGGAUUCACAUUGAAGAAGACUCAGUCUGCAUCCGAUAAUGACCCUUCAAGUCCUGGCAUCGACCCUAAAAGACGAUCCAGACUUUCACGUCGUUCUCGUACAUCCACUAAGCGAUCAGAAAAUGGAUUAUCACCAAAAGUUUCCAAUGCAAACAGUGAUUCGACUACAACCUCUGACAACCAACCACCAUCUCACACUACUAACAGCUCAUGUAGCGACGACGUCUUCAGCAAUCCAACUCCAGAGGAAUUAUGUGCCGCAACAGAGAAGGUCAAGAUUGAUAGACUUAGUAACGGAGUUACUCAUGUCCUAAAUGGUGACUUGUCUGAAGGAGAGAAGAAAGAAGCAACUCGUGUGGAAAAUAAGAAGAUUGAAGUUCCUAACACUGCAAGUGCACCAGAACAGCUUUCUGAAGUGAGCGAAAAACCUCCUGAAACAGCAAUACUGCCUUCACCAGUGAACCAAGAACAGACAUUCGCUGAACCAUGUACUGAAGUUAAAGCAAUUGAAGCCCUUGAAGAUGUAGCCCAAAGUGUGCCACAAGAAAACGGCGACACAUUAGCACAAACUUUAAGUACCCAAUUUAAAGCUGAAGUUAAAGCAAGCAGAGAUAAUCCCGCUUUGGAGGAUGUAGCCCAAAUUGUGCCGCAAGAAAACUGCGUCACAAUCGCACAAACUUUAAACACCCAAGAUGUAACAACUGAAGAUAUUCCAAGAGUGCCUCAAGAAACAGCCAGAGAUAUUUCAAGAGUGCCUCAGAGACCCGUACAGCAGCCUUUACAAGAACAGACCGCACCUCUUGAAGAAGCAGUAUCGUUUUCAAAAGGCCAUCAGCAAAAUCUUGAAACUGAUCAUCAGCUGAAGAAAGCCUCUUCCAUGGCGGCAGAAGUGCAACUUGAGGAGGUUGCAAUCUCUAUGCAAGAUGAUAUUACUAUGCAAGACCAAGUUCCCGUAUCCUUGCCUGAAACUGUCGAGGAAGACUUCACCAUGCCUUUACAACUGAGUCAAGUAAAUGGCGGUCAAUCAAUUCAGAAACCUUCACAUCCGAGUCUGAUAAAUGGAGAGGUUCAGAAGCCGUCUGAGCUUCGAUACGCUAGUGCCCAGGUUGGUUCGUUAGAACAAGCGGAAGAGCAUGAAUUGAUGGUAGAUUUAAGUCCAAUGGAAGAGAUUGAAAGACCUCGCAGUGAGGUGUUCCAGCUGUCGCCGUGGCAGGCAAGCAUGACAGCUCGUGCUAGAUACGCUAAACCAGAGAACCUUCACAGCGGCUCUUCCGAAGUUGUCUCGGUCGACUUUGCCGCGGCCGAAAGCUUUACGCCUGUUCAGCAGUCGGGAGCAAUCAAUCCAUCAGAUAUGCAAGGGAAGGUGGAGACAUUUAAGCCGGAAAUCAAAGUAAGCCCUAAGAAAUCCUAUCCUGCUAAGCUGCUUACUAAGUCCGGUAAUCCAGGCUCCCCUACUAAGCAGUGUUACGUUACCGAGGAUGUUUGGGAGGUCCUGCAGGCGCCGGAAGAAUCGCAGGCAAAUCCCACGAAUGCGUUUAGCUCCGACCCAACUCCUAACCCUCCAGAAAGUACGCCAUCCCAAGUUAACUCGGAUACCAUCGUGCAAAACCAAGAUAAAGCAAGGACGGUAGUCCAAGCGGAGGAUAGCAAAACAGAGACACCCAAACUUGCGCCUAAGGGAGUACCAACUUUUUCAGCAGGUUCAGAGUCCAUAAAGCCAGUCCAAAGCCCCCAUCAGCCAACCCCGUCCCCACAUCCGCAUCAGCAAGUGUUACCCGGUCACCACGAACAGUCCAGACCAAACCCCACGCCCGACAUCGCCCAUAAGGGAUCUCCGAUCCCAGAUGCAACCAAACCAACCAAAGGCAGGGAAGUAAAGAAAAGUAAAAGUUUCUUUAAAUGGCGCAAACCAAAAGAGCAUAAGCAUCCUGCUGCUGGUCCCGAUUGGAUGGAUUUGGCCGUAGUUGACGAACAGAGCAAUCCAGACCAUAAACUAAAAGACAACCUUAAGGCCACCCCAGAACUUUCUAAACAAGUCUCCAUGAAAGAACCGCCCAAAGAGAAAUCCAAAAAGAGUUAUUUCUGGAAAAGGAAGAAGAAGGAAAAACAGGACAAGUAAGUUUGUUUUCAAGUAUUUCAACAGAUUACUAAACUGAGGCCCUUUUCGAAACCACGGCUCGGCUCCAGAUUUGGCUCAGGCCUAGCUUGGUCCGAAGUUGUUUUGACAAUUGCGCAUGCUCAGGGCUUCAGACGAGAGAUCAGAGCCUGAAGCCAAAGCCAAUGUCGUGGUUUUUGAAAAGGGCGUGAGUUUCUUCAAACUUCUUUAAACAUGCCCCCAAAUAACCCCCUCCACCUACCUCCCUUCCCCUGCAAAAGGUUUUCUAUCAUAUUGAAACUUCAUUUAAUUUCAGACUUGUCAAGAAACUUGUGGAAAUUUAAAAUCUUCUUAACGCAUAACAAUAUAUAUAUUUUGUGUACUAAUUGUAAAUAAGCUUGCAAGGUUCCACAUCUUUAAAGGGUAUUUUUUUAUUAUCUUCUAGGGAUGUUUUCUCAAGUUUCGCAUUAAUUACUGAGUGAUGUAAGAUGCAUGAACCAAAUACUUUCAAACAGGCAAAUAGAAACCCUAAGAUUCAUAUUUUUAUUCACAGUUUCAGAAUAUUUAAACCUUUCUAGAUUUUAUACUUUUUAAUAAAAUCUGAUUACUCUUAAAAAGGUAAAAAAGGAAAUAUUUGAAUGAAUUAGUAAAGAGAAACAAAUUAUAGCACUGUUUUCAUAAAAUUUUCUCUUUUCAAAUUGUUCAACGUUGAAGUGUACAACUUUAUUUUAACUAACUAAUUAAAAACUUUUUGACGUUGAAUUGGUAGCUUUUUAUUGUUUUUAUUAACUGAUUAUUUUCAAAUAGACUGUAGCUUACAAUAAUCAUUUACCAGGAGGCAUAUCUGCUCCAAGAUUUCACUGACUGAGAGCUUAAAGGCACUGGACGCUACUCAGUGUCACUGGUUCCCUUCUGCACUUUGCACAUGUUAGCGUGGAACAGAUUAUCAGGACCAUGGAAGAAACCUAGUUCCAAAUGGUCGACCACAGUAGUCAACCAAUGGUCGACCAGCCUGGGCUCGAGUCAAAAUAGUCAACCAUUAG